AUGAUUUCUGAGACGAAUUAUAUGGAGCUGAUGCGAAAUUGCGUGAAAUGGAACACGAGAACGAUGGAGGAACGCAAGAAACGGUGAGGAUACUUGGGAAAUUGAUAGGGGUGUAGAAAAUAUUAACGAAAACAAAUAAUGUUGGCAAAAAUUGUUUCGAUGGAAAAAAUAUAGUUUUUUUUGAAAUUAGCCGAAUUGAAAUUUUUGUCAAAAAACUUUUUUUAUCGACCUGAAUCACCCCAUAAUUGAAUACAUGUAAUUUUACCAAUAUUUGUGUUUCAGGCUUCGUUAUCCAUACUACGAUCAUCAAACUGCAACAGCACAACGAGAAUGUCGUUUUACCACUCGAACUGUUGAUCAUAUUUACCCGAGUGCUGAUAAAAACACAGUUCUUCAGUUUGAAAGUGAACGAUGGCGCAAACGCAAGGAUAUUCCACCAUCAGAUGCGUUGGAAGUGAAAAUGUUUUUGCGCGAUAAUCCGGCACUUGAUUCAGCGGUUAAUCAAACAAUUCCCCAGCCACCAACCACUUUUGGUGAGUAUUUAUCAUUUUAUUUUUGAAAUGAAAACAAACAUUGGAUGGAAACCUCAACUGAUUUUGAAUUUUUAGAGCAAACUUCUGAUAAUUCAAAUGAUUCAAUAAAUGUGAAAGAGCGACCAAGUCGACAACAAAUAAAAGAAGAAUAUCGAGAAGAUUAUGUGUUGGAUGAUGAUGGCUCACCAGAAGAAAACUUUUCCGAUGAGGAUGAUUGGUCAACUCGAAAACGUCGUCGAACAACUGGCGGAGUGCCAAAAAGCGCGCCAGGCCGAAAAAAGGUAUCCACCCGGAAUCCCAACUAUUCCUACUCGACCCCAACAAAUCGUGGUGUUCAACCACUUGCACCGUCUUCUCAGCCAUUAAUCGGGCGCCCACCAAAAAACCACGCACAUCCACCGCCACCAAGAGCACCAUCAUCAUCCGAUUCGGACGAGAAACGACAUGCCUGUGAUAGUAAGUGAUUUCGUCGACAAAAAAUCAUCUCUCGAAGCUCACACACCAGCUACCAAAUUGACAUUUUGCCCCACCUUCUCUCACUUGAAUUAUUGAGCGAGAGGGAUGAUGCGCGAAAUCACUGAAAACACACACAAAACAGUCGUUUUUUGAAUCAUGUUGUAGUUUUGUUCUUGGUAGCUGGUGUGGUACUAAAAUUGAAAAAGAAAUACUUAUUCUAGAAAUUCUGGAGUAUUUACCGAAUUUUUGAGAUUUUUUUGAUAAAUAAAAACUGCUCUAGUGGUUUUUGAGCCCUAGAAUUUCUGGAUUUUUUUUCUUGAGAUUCCGAAAAUUUUCAUUCUCUAAACCUCCACCAUUUCUUUUAGCUCAAUUCUUAAAACACUGUGUUUUUUUUUCAGAAUGCAGCGCGAAAUACAAGAGCCUCGCGGGUCUAAGCUAUCAUUUAUCCUAUUCACACGAUAUCGCUUCUUCACAUCCUACUCAUAAACGUAAGUGCUGCGAGUUUUGAAAAAUCCCUAAAAACCCCUGUUUUUUUUGCAGUUUUAUCCCCAAAUAUCGAAAUUUCCGACUUUUGUGAUUUGUGUCUUGGCAACGCCUAUAUGAAUAAAACAUCGAAACAACCCGAAGAUUUGGUGACAUGUCAUGAUUGUGGUCGAUCUGGUCAUCCGUCUUGUCUAUCGUUCAAUAAAAAUGUGACUGUAAUUAUAAAUCGAUACGGGUGGCAGUGUAUUGAAUGUAAAAGUUGUACGAUUUGUGGAACGUCUGAAAAUGAUGUGAGUGGUUUUUUUGGAGUGGAAUGGGAGAUUUUUGCCAAGAGAACAAAUUUCUGAAAAUUAGGGUUUUGAAUAGAAAAUUGGGAAUUUGAAUAUAUUUUAAGAUUGGAAACUAGAAAAAAAGGUUUUCAGAGUCUGAAAGAUUUCAUUUUUUGGAUGAAAUUUUGAUUUUGAUAGUUAUAGUGUUUCUGAAGUUUUAUAAAUCACAAAACGUACUGUUUUGGUUGAAAUUAUUUUCAAAAUCAUGAAAAAGUAUAGUUUCCAUUCAAAAAUCUCUUCGUCUGAACGUUAGACAUUUUUUGUUGAUUCGAUAUUGAAAUAUCAUGCUGCCGUAAAUUCAUCUUUUUUUUCUCUAGGAUAAACUGUUAUUUUGUGAUGACUGUGAUCGCGGCUAUCAUUUGUAUUGUCUUCGUCCACAACUCGAAAAAGCCCCAGAUGACGAAUAUUCGUGUCGUCUUUGCCAAAUCGAAUUCGGUGACAAAGCAAGUGCUCCAGCUAAAAAAUAA
Molecule: messenger RNA, 2268 nt
Organism: Caenorhabditis angaria
Lineage: Eukaryota; Metazoa; Nematoda; Chromadorea; Rhabditida; Rhabditidae
Source: the annotation of a GenBank genome assembly